AUGGCGCAAGCGGCGCCAGAAGAGCCAUGGAAGGCGAAGAAGACCAGGGACAGAGAUGGAUGGGUCGUCUUCCUUCUUAUCCUUCUGAAUUUCUUUGCUUGCCAAUUCGGUCACGGCUCCAACAUCGGGGUAGCUGUUUCGCUUCCCGGGAACUCGAAGGCUAUGAACUUGGCACUCGGAUCGUGGGUGAUGGUGGGCGUUUGUCUGGGCCUCCCUCUCACACCUUGGGCCUGCAGGACCUUCGGGGAGUUUUAUGUUGUCAUUGUCUGCACCAUCCUUGAUGUCAUCGCGAUGCUGCUAAUGACAGUGCCUGGCAUCUCGCUGUACCAAAUCUACGCAGUCCGCUUCCUCGUGGGCUUCUUCGAAGCACCGUUUCUUCCCUAUCUGCAGAAGUGGCUGUCUCGCCAUGGGUCCCACAACUGGAACUUGUGGAAUACCACCCUGCACGCCAUGGUGCCGCUUGGUGAGAACGUGGGCUUCAUCGUGGCCCAGGAGCUGGUGAAUGCUGGCUUCCACUGGCGCUGGGCUUUUCUAGGGCAAGGUGUCCUUUUUGCCGGCACUGGUUUGCUGUGCUUGGCCUACGGUGGACGCCGCUACUUGGAGUUGUCCGACGACCACCCGACGAAGCGUCUGGACAGUGAGGAGGAUCUCGAGAAGCCUGCAAGUGAAGUGGAGUACCCUAGCACCGAGCGGUGGGGUGUGUACUGGGUGACCAACGUGUCCCUGGCAGCACAGCUUGGUUUUCUUGGCGGGUGCAAGUACGUGAUUCGCGACUACGCGACGUCGCGCGGCUUCGGCCUACACGUCAUACUGGGCACCUUCUCUGGCAUUGCGUUGAUUGGCCCUGCCCUAGGUGGCUACGUUGCCAUGUCGGGGAGCGUGGUGCAGUCAGACAAGUGGAGUCAGCACAGGAGGACUCUCAUCUUCCUCGCAUCCGUCUCCAGUAUGGCCGCCGUCCUUGCAGCAGUGCUUCCGUACGUCUCGGGCAUUGUCUUCUGGCCGGCGCUGUUCCUGACUUUCUGCAUUGCCGGUGGCGUGUACCCGGCGGCGCAGGGGAUCAUCAACCUCGCGCUGACCAAGAGCCGCGUCAUCGAGGCGUCGGUCUACCAGGUGCAGUGCAACAACCUGCUCUUCGCAAUGCCGAUGCCCUAUGCCAUUGGCAAGGCCAUGGACUCUUGGAGCAUUGGAGCCUCCUUCCGCCUCGUGGCCGUCUUCCAGGUGCUGGCCGCCGCGGGCUUCUCCUUGGCCAUGCUCUCGGCGGACUGGGAAGAGGAGCGCAGCACCUGGAAGCGCUUGACCUCCCCGUCGCGGGAUUGGGAUGCCGUUUCAACUCUGGAGCAGGGAUUCUCGCCCAACUUGGAGCUCAUGAACAUCUCCGCAAAGGAAGAGAGGAAUAAUCUUCAUCAAGGUCACUGA
Messenger RNA from Symbiodinium sp. CCMP2592, 1416 nucleotides. The record is from the annotation of a GenBank genome assembly. NCBI's taxonomy places the organism in Eukaryota, Dinophyceae, Suessiales, Symbiodiniaceae.